Varroa destructor (honeybee mite) is the source of this 1529-nucleotide messenger RNA. Its product is annotated as histone-lysine N-methyltransferase SMYD3-like. Lineage: Eukaryota; Metazoa; Arthropoda; Arachnida; Mesostigmata; Varroidae. Gene Ontology annotation, cellular component: nucleus. The record is from RefSeq and is a predicted model, not a curated record.
CUGGACCUCAAACCACGUCGUCUUGUCGAAAUUAAGCAAAUUCAGAUCUGAAGUUCUUGUGCUAGCAGAAUGACGAGCUGGAUAAGGUCUCCGUUUUUACGAAUGAUAACGAACUGGUUUGGAAUCUUUGAUCGAAAAAAAUAUCGUUACGAAUUAUCACAGUGGUGGAAUAGGAAGUUUAAAGAGAUGCCAGCUGCCCCGACGGGAAUUAGCUAUCGCCCGGGCGACAUAAUUUUAGAUGAAUUGCCGUACGCGGCUUCCGUGAGUUCCGAUAGCAUAUCGUAUGUGUGUUCCCUAUGUUUUUCCUCGACAGCCACUGAACUAUGCGGCGGGUGUCAGAAAGUUGUCUACUGCAGUGAAGAGUGUAAGGAAUCUGACUACAGGGACCACUACUAUGAAUGUUGUAUUUUACCAGCGGAAGAGGAGCUUCCAGAUGAGGAGUUGCGCCUGGUCAUUCGGACCAUAACAAGAUACCUAGCGGAAAAAGGGAACCCCACUGUAGGGGAUUUCUUUGGCCGCAAACGCACAAUCGAUGAUUUACUGUCCCACGUCGGUGAUCUCAAUGAGGAAGAACUUACUUCGAUCCACUUACGCGUCGACGAGCUAAUGACUCUUAUUGAAAACCACAUAGACAUUGACUAUGAUGUUGCAAUGGAGCUGUUGAUGAAAUGCCGCAUAAACAGUUACUGCGUAAUGGACCACAACGAUCCGAAUUUCUACAGUCGGGGGCGCGCUCUUUAUCUUGCAGCGUCAUCGGUUGAUCACACUUGUGAGGAUACGGACGAGUACGCUUACAUGUUUGACGGGCGCCGCUUUAUACUCAGAUCAAUGGCAGAAUUUACGCUGAAAGAUCCGGGUACACUGAAGGUGCAGUAUAUGCCAACAACGUUGCCGUACGAAAGACGGCGGAAGUUGACGCUUAACAACUACUUCUUCCUUUGUAGUUGCUCACGAUGUGUUACCGAUGCCCGUCAGCCAUUAGAGGAACGUCAGAAAAGGGAAUGCGAUGAAGAGCUCGCUGCUGAAAUUGACACGCUAUUCACUGAACAGAAAACAAUGCAGGAAUGGUACGAAGGUGGAACAGAGGUUUUAAAAAAGUUCGGCGAUAUUCCCGUGACAGACUUUUACCAUUUCUGGGUGCUGACUCGAAUGCAGGUUGCUACCCAUGAAAUAGGCCAUCUCGAGGAGAGCUUGUUGCUUGGCGCUCGUGGUCUUCGAGGAGCCGACAGCGUACUAUCAAUGGAGCCAAUUAUGUUCUAUAUGUGUUCUGCUAUGGCUAAAUUAGGAUGGAACAAAAAAGGUAGUAAAGAUUACGAGGCAUUCCACAAAGGCUACAGUCUCGCGAAGAAGCUAUUUACCGUUACACAUGGCAGCAAACAUGAAAUUUUGACGUUGCUCCAAUCGUUCAAACGGGAAACUCCUCCAUCAGAGUUGAUAGCAGACAAGCGCUGACAAAAACAGUGUUUCAAUAAUAACAAUGUAUAGUAAUAAGAAUAAUAACAAUAAAGAACAUGACUUAAACAACUGGA